AGCUGGCUGGGCAGGAUGCUCGAGGCGCCGCCGCGGCAGCCACAUCUCCAACCUCGGCCUGGCGAAGCCGGUCAAAAUCCACGCGCCGCUGGGAGCGCCGAGGCAGAUGCAGGAGGAGGACGUGGCCGCUCGCGGGAGGGAGGGAAGAGGGGAGAGCGAAGGUGCCGGUGGCUCGGCGAGGUUUCCCCUCUCCACCGACCAGAGCAGGAAGAAAAGGUUGAGCCGUCGGGCGGAAAAGUGAGCGGGCGCUCCCAGCUGGAGCCGGGCGGGCUCGGUGGAGACACGCCGGGCCCCGGGCUCGGCGGCGGCGCUCCGGCAUCGGCGGCUGAGCCCGCGCCUCGGAGGAACCGCCCCGGCGCUGAACUGCCCCCCGCUGCGGCCAGCCCCGCGGCUGGCCCGGGCCAAGAGUGGAAAGUGGUGAAGAUCCAGCGAGUCCUCGUCUCUCCCGUCUGCCAGCCGAGGAAAGCAAGUCUCUCCCGGAGCGCCAGCCUCUCCGAGAAGGAGCCGCGGGAGGCGAAGGCGCGGAGCCGGCAGAUCGCGGCCCAGCUCGCCACGGCGCCCGGCGCCGGCUCCAAGGGCGCGCUGCUCUUCCACCGGCGCAAGCAGCGCCUCGACGAGCUCGCCUGGGCGGGAGCCGGCGCCGGCCAUGGCACAGGGCUGCCGCUGAGCCUGGCGCCCGCGGCCUGCGGGGCCCCCGCCGGAGCGCCCCGGCAAGGCGGCAUGGAGGGAGACGGCAGCCCGGGCGCGCGGCGCGACGGGGUGCAGACGGAGGCGUCCCACCGCGAGGAGCCGCCGGCUGAGCCGCAGCAGGUCCCGCUGAGCGUCUACCUGAAGGAGAACAUGGCGUCGGCCGAGGGCGGGCAGGAGCAGGGGACCGGCCGGGCGCGGGGCGAGGCCCCGGGCGGCGGGGAGACGCGGCCCGCCUGCCCGCCGAGCGCGCCCGCCCCCGAGCCGCGGGAGAGCGGCGAGGGCCCGGGCGGGGAGCGGAGCGCGCCCGCGGCCGACGCGGCGGCGGCCGCCCUGGCCGCCGGCAGGAAGCCGAACGGGACGCACGGCAGGCAGUACUACGAGGUGCACCUCACCUUGGCAAAACCCAAGCCCGUGAAGAACAGGACGGCCAGGCCGUUCGGGACCCAGGCGUCCGCGGUGAAAAGCCAGCCUGCGGAGCAGCGCCCGGCACCCGAAGUGCCCCCGCCGCCCACCUACGCGGAGACCCUGACCAGCCCCCCGCCGCUCACUCGGGUCCGGUCGCCCCCCGCGUACUCAGCGCUGUACCCCCCCGGCGAGCAGAAACCUCUCCCCGGCUGCGGAGGCGGCAGCCUGGCCCCCCUACCCAGAACGGGGAUCCUCGAGGAGUCUGUUGCCCGGAGAGCCAACAGAAAGUCCAUGUUCACUUUUGUCGAGAAGCCAAAGUUGGGCCCGAACCCUGAUCUGCUGGAUUUGGUCCAGAACGCAGACAUCAAGAAGAAGCAGAAGGAGCAGGGAGAGGCCGGUGCCGAGGAAGAGCCAUUCGCGCUCGGAGCGGAAGCUGCCAACUUCCUCGCCGGCAGCGCGGCCAGAGGUGGGCAGCACCUCGCACCAGCUGAGGAUGCUCCAGCGUGGUCCUCCUGCCUCAAGUCCCCGACUAUCCAGCCGAAGCCCAAGAUCAAGCCCAGCCACAACCUCACGGAGGCGCGAGGGAAGGGGGCCGAGCUCUUUGCCAGGAGGCAGUCAAGGAUGGAAAAAUUCAUCAUUGAGGCUCCGUCUCAGCCUGACCUGCUGCGGUCCCCAUCGCCCACCAUGUCUCUGCCUCCCUCCUGGAAGUAUGACGCCAGUGCUAGCGUAUCACCCAUGGUCUCCAGGCACCCCAUCAAGAGUCCCUCUAGGCCCUCCAAAACCCCUCCAGCAUCUCUGUAUGGGGGGAGCCUGAUGGAGAAUGAGCUCUCCCAGAAGGAGCUGGAGAUCUCCAAGCACCAGCCUUACCAGCUCCAGUCUUCACUCUUCAUCCUCUCCCCAUCCAAAAGUCCUCUGCGGUCUGUGCCCCGUGGGACGCCGCCACCCAGGCCUGCGCUUCCCGACGCCUAUUCGUACCCGCAGCAGACCUCCUGCCCCACCUCUCCCUUGCCUCCAUCCCCCGUCUGGUGUCGCCCCGUGGGGCCCGGUGCCGGCAGGCCCCCCUUUAGCCCAUUCCCUGCAGCAGCUGGGGUGGUGCCCCUGCCCCACGAGGGCCAGCCCGGCCCCGGGGCCCAGACUGACGUGCCCCUCGCCUCCCCGUGCCGCCUGCUGUCACCCAGAGCAAAGGGAGGCUUCCAGGCGCCCAGACCGUCCUACUCCACCAGGAACGCGGGAAUCGAGCCGCAGGAAAGGCGGCCGUCCCUGCCCGCAUGGACGCCGCGGCGCCAGGGCAGCGCCGACGGCUGGGCGAGCCCGGCCUCGGCGCCCGAGCUCGACGAGGGGCCGCCGGCGUCCCCGCCGCGGCCGGAGGCCGAGCCCACGGCCAGCCGCCGGAUGCAAGCCCGGCUCGCCAGGAACGUCAUCGACGCUGCCCGCAGGAAGAGCUCCUCUCCCAGAGCCCCGGCGCCGGAGGGCUCCCGGCCCUCUGCCCCGCCGGCCGGCCUGGCCACCACCGGCCUGCCGCGCUCCCUGCGGGCGCCGCCGGCCCGCGCCGCCCUGGGCGGCCCCCCCGCUGCCCCCAAGAGCCCCCCGCCGUCGCCCCAGGCCAACGGGCAUGGCUGCGGCGCCAGCCCGCCGGGGCUCGGCACGGCCACGGGCGCUGCGGCUCCCAGGGCCGCCGGCGCCGCCUCCUGCGCCAGCCCCCGGAGCCCGGGCGCCCGCAGGAGCGCCCUGCCAGCGCCCGCGGCCGGCACGCGCCCGCCCGCCGAGCGCUGCGCCUCCCGGUCCCCCACGGACUCGGACGUCUCCCUCGACUCCGAAGACUCGGGGGCCAGGAGCCCCGGCGUGCACGGCUUCAACAUCUGCCCGCGGGGCUGGAGCGGGGGCCUGCGGCUGAGGCAGGGCGGGCUCCCGCCGGGGGCCCCCUGCACCUCCUAGAGCGGCGAGCGCCGCGGCCCUGGGGGCCCUCGCGGCCGUGCCCGCGGCCAGCCCCGGCGCGGGCACCGGCGGCUUC
Molecule: messenger RNA, 3106 nt
Organism: Rhea pennata
Lineage: Eukaryota; Metazoa; Chordata; Aves; Rheiformes; Rheidae
Gene: SYNPO
Product: synaptopodin
Exons: 3
Coding region: 16-3030 (1004 amino acids)
Biological process (GO): modification of dendritic spine; positive regulation of actin filament bundle assembly; spine apparatus assembly
Cellular component (GO): Z disc; nucleus; stress fiber
Molecular function (GO): actin binding
Source: RefSeq, a predicted model, not a curated record